GCAUGCAGCGGUUUUGUUAAUUCCAUUAUCGUGAUUUGUGUUUUUGGAUUAGUGCAUAUUUCUCAAGCUAUAUAGUUAUUUACAAUUAAAACAUGUCUGAUGAGGAAAUUAUAAAACGUCGCUUGCUUAUUGAUGGAGAUGGCACCGGCGAUGACCGGCGUCUCAACAUGCUACUUAAGCAAUUCCUAAAGUGGACUUUUUCCAAAAAUGAUUCCCCUGAAAAUAACCAAAUAAUCUAUGAUCGCUUGCUAGCACAGAUGGCUCAAUGUGAAUUUGCGGCCGCCAAAACAGAUUACACAUCGAAGAUGAUACAAGAGGAAUUGAAAAAUUACGCCAAACUUUCCGAUUCCAUUGAAAAGAGUAUUGAGUUGGCCAGGAAUGAAAUUGAAGAAAGUAAGCGUGAACUGGUACUAGCCAAACAAAUACGUAAAAACAAAAUGGAGUACGAUAUGCUAGCAAAAGUAAUUAAGGAACAACCUGACCGUAAAGAUACAACUAAACAAAUCGAUGGACUCAAAAAAGAUCUAUCUGAAUUAAUGGAAAAGAAAAUUAAAUUGGAGCGUAAAUUUCAAAAACGCCGAAAUGAUUUUACAUUACUUAUGUACUCCAUACGCGAGUUACAGGCGCAACUGGAAGAGGAUAGUAGUAGUGAGAGCAGCGACGACGACGAUUUAAAUGGUUUGGAUACCAUGGAUUUAAGUGAGGAUGAAGGUCUACCUAUGCACGCAGAAAAAAAUAGUAUAGAGUUGAUAGCUGGAAAGACGCCUAAGAAAGAAUCAACAACGGAUGAAAAUGGUUCAAAGGGAAAUAUGUCGGUAGAUGAGGACGCAAUACUGGAGUUGAGUAUUGAUAAAGAUGAAAAUGAUGUAAAGAUGGAAGAAACUGUGACUAUUCCCUAGCAAAUAGAUUGCCUGAUCAUAGAUUCAGAUUAAUUAAUCAUUUAUAUACAUAUUACAAAAUUCAUAAUUUUCAACUAAAAUUGCAAACAUUUUUUUUUUUAAUAAAAAAAUUAAUUACGAUAA
This is a messenger RNA of Ceratitis capitata (Mediterranean fruit fly), 1022 nucleotides long. RefSeq names its product THO complex protein 7 (gene thoc7). Gene Ontology annotation, biological process: mRNA export from nucleus; mRNA processing. The record is from RefSeq and is a predicted model, not a curated record. Bases 93 to 899 code for a protein of 268 amino acids. Gene Ontology annotation, cellular component: THO complex part of transcription export complex. The transcript is spliced from 3 exons. NCBI's taxonomy places the organism in Eukaryota, Metazoa, Arthropoda, Insecta, Diptera, Tephritidae.